AUGGCUCACUUCGUCACCGCUCUCCUAGCUCUAGCCACGGCCGUAUCCGCCUCACCCAUGGGCACCACGCCCAACACCUCCAGCAUCCUCGCACGCAGCGGCCCCUGCUUCCAGGGCGACUGCCCCGACAACACACAGCACAGCUUCGACAUGGUGUACACCGACGAGAGCGGCUACACUUCGGACUACAUCCGCAUCAACGACUGCCAACAGUGCCUCGCGCACAAGACGGGGGGCGGCGGCGGCGGCUGCUGGGACUUGAAGACCUGCGGCCGCGACCAGACCAUCUGCAUCGACCCCUCCAACUUUCGCGCCCAUCGCAUCUGGCAUGACAACGGGGACAAGUUUUGCUACGGCCUCGACCACUGGGACCUCGGCGCCUGCGACGGCACAAACAUCCGAAACCGCCAGGUCUUCACGCCCAUCAACGAGAGUAGGUGCUAA
Messenger RNA from Cordyceps militaris CM01, 444 nucleotides. RefSeq lists its product as uncharacterized. Lineage: Eukaryota; Fungi; Ascomycota; Sordariomycetes; Hypocreales; Cordycipitaceae. The record is from RefSeq and is a predicted model, not a curated record. Bases 1 to 444 code for a protein of 147 amino acids. The transcript has a single exon.